UUUGGGUGUCUAAUGCUUAAUGGGUACUAUGAUUUCCUUAACCGUGGAUAUUAUAGCAGUGUGAAUGCAAACGUUGGAUUACCUACUGGUGGUAUUUUCCUCUAAGCAAACACCUGGUAUCACGCUAGAAAAAGAGACUACCAUCCUUAUUAUUACUAAAAACAAUUAUGCCUAAUAGACGACCAAUAUGAUCUAACUUACUCCUAAUCAACAGUGCCAUAAUAUAAUAAGUUCCUGAUUAUGUGACGACCUAAGACCUUGUAACAAUGUUCCUGAUAUCCGACUAUCAGUUUGAAAUAACUAGCACUCUCAUAAUCAUGUUUAUUAUAAUCAUGUACACUUCUAGUCAUGCUUUCCGUUAUUACACUAAAUAUGCCAUAUUUACAGUAUUGUCAUAUAUUUCUGCCACCGUAUUCAUACCUCUCAUGCUAUGGAGACCUAAGGACUACCGAAAUGGAUUGUUACCAGCUUGGGGAGGACGUCAAAUUUCAAAAAUUUUAGGUCUCACGUGGGAAUUUAGGGGAAAAGAAAAUAUCGUCAACGAUUCUGGUUGUGUGGUUUUGAUUAAUCACCAAAGCUGUUUGGAUUUAUUGGUAUUAUCAGAAAUAUGGCCGGUUAUGGACCGGUGUACAGUAAUUUCUAAAAAAGAAAUUUUUUAUUUUUGGCCAUUUGGGUUAGCGUCAUGGUUAUGGGGUACAAUAUUCAUUGAUCGACUGAAUGUUGAAAGUGCACAGAAUACAAUUAACAAAACUGGAGAAACUAUUCGCCAAAGAAAGGCAAAACUUUGCAUGUUUCCUGAAGGUACAAGACAUGGUGGUGAUGAACUUUUACCAUUUAAAAAAGGAGCAUUCCACGUGGCUAUUUCAUGCCAAUGUCCAAUACAACCGAUGGUUGUAUCACAAUAUACAUUUUUAGACCACAAAAAUCGUACAUUCGAUUCAGGUCAUAAUAUAAUUACAAUAUUGCCUCCUAUAUCCACAGAAGGAAUGACCAAAGAAAAUUUGACCGAGUUAAUAGAAAAAGCUAGGUCUGCAAUGACUGAUGUUUAUAAAAAAACUUCAGAAGAACUAAAAACAAAAUAUUAUAAUGUUAGCUAAAACCAUAAAUAUGCCUUUUGAGAGUGUUGACUUAAUAGUUAUGUAGCAUAUAAGUAUGGUAAUUUAACUAAAGUAACUAUCAGCAUUAGCUUAUAGUUAUCACUUAUCUGGUACAAAUGUGCUUACAGUAUUUUUGACAGAAUAUGUUUUGUUCCAUUUUAUAAUUUAUAAUGAUUGUAGAUGAUAGAUUUAAAAUACGAAUCUUUAAAAAAACUAAAGUAGAUUAAGUUAAUAUUACUGUUCUGAUAAUUUCAAAUAAAAAAAAUUAUGUUUUUUAAUGGUUUUUGUUGGUUUAAAAAUUCAAAACAUCUACACAGUUGUUUAAUUCAAAUUACGUACUCAAUUCUUAAUAUUUAUGGGUAUACAAAAACUGAAAGUCAAACGUUGCACAACACUUCAUUGGUUUCAUAACCAUAUAUUUGGAUUAAUCAAAGUGUUCUAAUAAAGGAUUGUAGAACCAUUAAAGUUUUAUGCAAUCUAUCAAAUUUGAGUUAAAUAUUUACUAUUUAUUUUUAAUUUUAAGUUGUAUAGCUGUAUUUGAACUCUAAAUAUAAAAUAUUGGCUGCUAUCUAAUAUGAUAGUUACAAGCACCCAUAUCUUUGUUUGUAUAUUAGCGCUUUAAAAUAAAUAGUAACAUUUAUUAUAGACAUAGUCGUUACCAUAAAAAUAUUUGAUUCUUUUAUUUACUAGUCUCAUAUGUUAUGUUGUAAACUACUUUUAACAAGGCCUCUUGUACAUCAUAACUUUGAU
Adelges cooleyi (spruce gall adelgid) is the source of this 1847-nucleotide messenger RNA. RefSeq names its product 1-acyl-sn-glycerol-3-phosphate acyltransferase beta-like. NCBI's taxonomy places the organism in Eukaryota, Metazoa, Arthropoda, Insecta, Hemiptera, Adelgidae. Gene Ontology annotation, cellular component: membrane; endoplasmic reticulum. The record is from RefSeq and is a predicted model, not a curated record. The coding region runs from base 267 to 1097 and encodes 276 amino acids. Gene Ontology annotation, biological process: phosphatidic acid biosynthetic process. The transcript has 6 exons. Gene Ontology annotation, molecular function: 1-acylglycerol-3-phosphate O-acyltransferase activity.